Messenger RNA from Silurus meridionalis, 1842 nucleotides. RefSeq names its product mannose-6-phosphate receptor (cation dependent) (gene m6pr). The coding region runs from base 323 to 1129 and encodes 268 amino acids. The record is from RefSeq and is a predicted model, not a curated record. The transcript has 7 exons. Gene Ontology annotation, cellular component: Golgi apparatus; trans-Golgi network; endosome. Gene Ontology annotation, molecular function: protein domain specific binding. Gene Ontology annotation, biological process: protein targeting to lysosome. Lineage: Eukaryota; Metazoa; Chordata; Actinopteri; Siluriformes; Siluridae.
CGUGGUCCAGUGGUCCAGUUUCACUUCCGCGUUCAGGGGCGAUAAACGGAAUGGUGAGACUUUUCGUUAGCUACCAAGUGCAAACCGAUGUGUAACAGUGACCAUAAUUUAUAUCCGUGAUCUGUUGCUUUAACGCUCGCUCGUGGACGUGUGCACCUGUUUUAUUGCUGUAAAAUCUACUUGUUUUGGAACAAGCUUGUUAAUCCGGGUAGCAGAAACUUGCUAGCUACCCCAAGUCACCUGACCAGCUUUGGCUAGUUUACUUUCAUAUUGCUCCAUCGUGUCUCAUACAACAGCUUGGAUAACUGUCAAGGUUUCAGGUAUGGCCCAGCCUUUGUAUUUGAGAUUGCUGGCUUUUCUUGUACUAAUGGCCACUGAAGCACUAACAAGCGACAACACACAGAAGUGCAAGUUAGCCCAUGAGAACCAAUCUGAGAGAGAUGUGCUCAAAGUCCUGGAGCCACUCACCAAUCAGAAUUUUUCUGUUGAAACCGAAGUGGGAAAGGAUAAGUACACGUACGUGUUCCAGGUGUGUGGGGAUGCUGAUGGGGUGAAAGGUGCAGGAGUGGUGCAGAAGAGCUCGGACGACAAGAAAGUGUUCAUCGGGAGGUACAAUUCAACACAGGCUGUUAAAGGAAGUGACUGGAUAAUGCUGAUCUACCUGGGUGGAGAUCGUUAUCAUGAGCAUUGCACACAGGAGUCAAGGAAAGCCAUGAUCAUGAUUUCCUGUGACAGAUCUAAGGCUGCAGGACAGCUGUCAGUGAUUCUGGAGGACAGAGAGCGGGACACUGACUGCUUUUACUUGUUCGAGAUGGACUCCAGCGCUGUGUGUCCUAAGAUUGAAUCCAAACUCAGCACUGGAUCCAUACUUCUCAUGGUAUGCAUCUCCUCCUUGGCUGUCUACCUCAUCAGUGGAUUUCUCUACCAACGAUUGGUUGUUGGAGCAAAAGGAGUUGAACAAUUUCCAAACACCGGCUUUUGGUCAGAAAUAGGCAAUUUAUCAGCUGAUGGAUGUGACUUUGUGUGCCGCUCCCGUGGCAGCAGAGAGGAACCACCCACUUAUAGGGGCGUGGUUACUGAGCCGUUAGAAGAGCCAGAGGAAAGGGACGACCAUUUGCUUCCAAUGUGAUCAUGGCAUGUGACUGAGUGUGCUGAGCAUUGGCUUAGCGAGGCAUAGGCCAGGAAGGCUUCUCCAUAUUUGAGUUAUUCAAAUAAAGCACUUCCCACAUUUAUGUAUUUCUUGUACUGCUCUUAGGCAAUUAAUACUGUGCUUCAACACAAUCUUAUCUUUCUCCUUGUAAAAAUUGCAGCAGAACGGUUGACACUUUUGACUUGUUUGAGACAUACUUUAGCAUUCAAAUCCAGUUUAUUCCCAAAGAAGCCUACAAAUUGAAUCUUUAUGAAUUUGCUUAGUGGUUCAAUGUUAUUAGUUAUUACUUCCAGUUGAUAUUAUUGAACUGUUUGUUUUUUUUGCUACUGCUCUACAAGUCUUUUUUGAAUGCCUCAAUUCUGCUGAUGUAAAUAUAGAUUCUAUUGAUUUACCUGUUACUUCUGCAUUGAAAACACUGGAAAACACACCACAGUGCUGAAGUGACAUACUCAGUGACUGAUUUCAAAAUGUUACAGCGUUUUAUAAUAUUACUGUUUAUGUAUUAUCAAAGUUUUUGUCAGAGCGGUUGGUGAGCCAAUGGAGAGUUAAAAAUCGUCCAAUACUGUAUGCAAUGUGCAUUCUAAAGAUAGAAGUGACAAGGCUUAAUCUUGGAAUAAUUUGAAGGCUUGAAAGACUGACUGAAAUUGAAAGAAUGUUUGCGAUGGAAUAUUAAAAGUGUUUCCAGAAAUCAA